AUGAACAAGAAGUUUAUGUCCAGUGGGGUAUUCCAGUUUCUGGACGAGGUUUACGAGCAGGAUGGGCCUUUGGUAAGAUAUGGUGUCCUUGUGGGGAAGGGAGAGCUGAUCUUUGAUGAGACAUUGAUUACAAACAGGACAACCUUAUACAAUGUCCUCAAGAAGACGGAAAAGGGAAGAUAUUCCUCGGAUGGGCUGAUGGAUUGGUAA
Molecule: messenger RNA, 210 nt
Organism: Encephalitozoon intestinalis ATCC 50506
Lineage: Eukaryota; Fungi; Microsporidia; Unikaryonidae
Exons: 1
Coding region: 1-210 (69 amino acids)
Source: RefSeq, a predicted model, not a curated record